AUGACCAUAAUCCCAACUUGUCUCUGGUUCUUACUAGUGUCUAGCUUCACAUGCGCGAACGAGGCCGACGUAUAUUGCUUGAGGGACAUAUAUUCUCAAGUCAAGGAUCCAAACCGAUAUUUAACGAGUUGGGUAUUUGGCAACACGACUUCAGGUUACAUCUGCAACUUCAGUGGUGUGACUUGCUGGCAUGAUGAUGAGAAUAGGGUUCUGAGCAUUAAGCUUUCUGGUUUUGGUCUCGAAGGAGAAUUCCCUUCUGGGAUUAUGUACUGUACUGGUUUGGUAGAUCUGGAUCUUUCUAGAAACAACUUCUAUGGAGCUUUGCCAUCCAACAUGGCCUCUUUGGUUCCAUUUCUCACAACUCUCGACCUCUCUUACAAUCGAUUCUCCGGUGAAAUCCCAGCCAGUUUAUCAAAUAUUAAGUUCCUGAACAUUCUUAUGCUCCAGCAUAACCAGUUCACCGGUCAACUUCCUCCCGAGCUAGCGUCACUUCCGCGGCUCUACAAGUUUUCAGUGGCAGACAAUCAACUGACCGGUCCUAUCCCACGUUUCAACGAAACAACAAUGAGUAUUGGACCGGAGAACUUUGCUAAUAACGAGGGUUUGUGUGGUCGGCCUAUGGAUGCUUGUGUUGACCCGGAAGAAGAAACUAUCCGGUUAGGGAAGAUGGGUGCAGCAGUUGGUGCGGCUUUACUUGCACCAGUAGGUGCAUUCUUAGACUGGUUCUCCUUCAACAGAAGGAAGAAGAAACAAGGAGAUACAAGACACCGCAGCUUGAUUUUCCACAUUGGGGACUGA
Brassica oleracea var. oleracea is the source of this 798-nucleotide messenger RNA. Its product is annotated as probably inactive leucine-rich repeat receptor-like protein kinase At5g48380. Gene Ontology annotation, molecular function: receptor serine/threonine kinase binding. The record is from RefSeq and is a predicted model, not a curated record. The transcript has a single exon. Bases 1 to 798 code for a protein of 265 amino acids. Lineage: Eukaryota; Viridiplantae; Streptophyta; Magnoliopsida; Brassicales; Brassicaceae.